AUGGGGUUUAAUGGAAACUUGGGCCUCUCAUUGACUCAAUUGUUACUUUACCAAAAUCUGCAGCCGUUCUGUGCAAAAGUGGCUAAAGAUUUACCAGCGAGUGUUUACUUUUCCUGCUGGAUAUUACAUACACUUCUGGGAUUCUACAUCACAAAACUCAAGGUGAACGUUGCCAAAAACCAUCCUAAACACAACAAAUGGAGGAGGUCACCAGCCUCUCGGGAGCAAAGGGUCUGGAAUCUUCUGGUAAUAUCCACCAUUCUCUAUGGUAAUGGACUCUGCAUUGAAUUGACCGGCCUGUUUGGGCGUCUCUCCUCUCCUGGGUUCCCGAAGCCUUACCCUAAUGACCAGACUGUGACCUGGGACAUAACGGUCCCUGAAGGACAUCGCGUCAAGAUCUAUUUCACCCACUUCAACCUGGAAUUGUCCUAUUUAUGUGAAUAUGAUUAUAUCGAGCUUAAAUCUCAGGGGACGCUGCUGUCUCGCUUCUGCGGCGCGGAGUCUACAGACACUGAGAAAGCCCCCGGAGACUCUUCCUUCUACUCCCUGGGUAAUAAAAUGACCGUGACUUUCGUGAGUGACUACUCCAAUGAGAAAGCAUUUUCUGGUUUUGAGGCUUUCUACGCGGCUGAAGAUGUGGAUGAGUGUGAAAAACCAGACGAGGACACAGAAGUUUGUGACCACUUCUGCCACAAUCACAUCGGAGGACAUCACUGCAGCUGCCGUGCCGGCUUCACACUGCACAAAGACAAGAAAACUUGUAUUGCUAAGUGUGACAAGGUGACGUAUACUACAAGUUCAGGAGAGAUCGAGAGCCCAGAUUUCCCCAGGACUUACCCUAAACUGAGCAACUGCAGAUAUGAGAUUCGGGCUGAAGAGGGAUUCUCUAUCAUCCUGAGGUUCCUGCACUUUGAUGUAGAGUCCCAUCCAGAUGUUUUAUGUCCUUAUGACCAUCUUCAGAUCACAGCCGGUGGAAAAGACCACCCUCCUCUCUGUGGUUCCAACUUACCUUCUGACAUAGACACAAGAAGCAGAAAGGUGGACAUCAUAUUUACGACGGACGGAUCAGGACAUCACACGGGAUGGAAACUACAAUAUACGACCGUAGCUCUUCCCUGUCCCGAUCCUCUGCUGCCCCCUAGAGGUCAUUUUACACCUGAGAAGAAAACCUACGUGGUGAAGGAUCGCCUCUCGCUUUCCUGUCAGAAGGGAUAUGUAUUGGAACACAAUGGGAAUAUAUUACCCUCGUUCACUGCAGUUUGCCGGAGUGAUGGGACGUGGGAUAAACCACUGCCAAAAUGCGUCAUUGUAGACUGCGGCCCACCGAACCAUCUCGAAAAUGGAAAUUUCACAUUUGAAAACGAAAGUGAAAUAACAACGUACAAUGCAGAAAUCCUGUACCAAUGUGCCGAACCUUUUUACAAAAUGAAAGAAAGUAAAGCACGAUACCGUUGUGGAGAAGGAGGACACUGGGAAGACAUCAUGAAUGGUAGCAUAUUGCUCCCGACCUGCAUUCCUGAAUGCGGUACGAAGAAAACACGUCCCAAAAGCAGAAUAAUCGGAGGUAAAGCAGCCCAGCUGGGUGAAUUUCCAUGGCAGGUUUUCAUACAAACUGAUUCCAGUAGAGGAGGUGGGGCUCUUCUUUAUGACAACUGGAUUUUAACUGCUGCUCACGUCAUCUAUGAAGAAAAAAAUAUGGAGCACAUAAUCCUAAAAAUGGGAUUUGUCCACAAAAAUGACGCUAUUUUUCAUAAAGCGACCGCCCAAUCCGUUUUCGUCCAUCCUGACUACCUUCACGACACUUCCACUUACAACAAUGAUAUCGCCCUGAUUAAACUGCAGGACAAAGUCCCGAUCAGCAGCAACAUCCAGGGAAUCUGUCUCCCAACCAAGGACGAACGGUUCCGGAUCAGCCACACCGAUGAUAGUCACCACACCGGGGAAGUGUCUGGAUGGGGUCAGACUGAUAAAUCCAUCGAGGCGAGAAACCUACGUUAUGUCCAGGUGAGCGUUGUUAACCAAGCCGAAUGUAAGGCCGUCUCCCAGAAGCUAAAAGAGGAACACAACGCUGUAGUCACCGACAAUAUGUUCUGUGCUGGUACGGAGGGCAAAGAUUCCUGCGCAGGAGAUAGCGGUGGAGCGCUGGUGUUUAAAGAGGAAGCCACCAGAAAGUGGUUCAUUGGAGGGAUCGUAUCCUGGGGGGCGACAGACUGCGGGACUAAAGAUUUCUAUGGUGUAUAUACUAAAGUAAGCAACUACCUUGACUGGAUAAAUGACACAAUCGUGAAAAAUGCCGCCUAAUAACAAACAACCAUAAGGAUAGUCGUGUGCAUUAAUGCCUUAACAACAACCUUCCCCCAAUAAAUCAACA
This is a messenger RNA of Hyla sarda, 2371 nucleotides long. It is a transcript of the gene MASP2, whose product is annotated as MBL associated serine protease 2. Gene Ontology annotation, cellular component: extracellular region. The coding region runs from base 1 to 2301 and encodes 766 amino acids. The transcript is spliced from 12 exons. The record is from RefSeq and is a predicted model, not a curated record. Gene Ontology annotation, biological process: proteolysis; complement activation. Gene Ontology annotation, molecular function: serine-type endopeptidase activity; calcium ion binding. Lineage: Eukaryota; Metazoa; Chordata; Amphibia; Anura; Hylidae.